This is a messenger RNA of Aethina tumida (small hive beetle), 594 nucleotides long. RefSeq lists its product as uncharacterized. NCBI's taxonomy places the organism in Eukaryota, Metazoa, Arthropoda, Insecta, Coleoptera, Nitidulidae. Gene Ontology annotation, molecular function: odorant binding. The record is from RefSeq and is a predicted model, not a curated record. The transcript is spliced from 2 exons. The coding region runs from base 96 to 491 and encodes 131 amino acids.
UAGCACACGCAAUCGGAACGUCUUGUUUUGUUUUUAAUGUGUAAUUAUUGAUAGUAUUAAAUAGCAAAUCAGUACACAAUUUAAUCUCGACCAAGAUGUUUCCACGAACGAUUGCUUUGUUGUUAAUUUUAGCUGUUGUAACGGCCAAGGACCUCCCAGAAUCAGCUAAAAGGGCAUUUCUUAAGGCUGCCAAAGGUUGUACCCCAGACAACGUUCUUGAAGCCCUAAACAAAGACCAAUACAUUCCAAUAGAGCAACUGCAAAACGCCUACAUAUGUGUGUUGAAAAAAAUCAACUUUAUCGACGACAGUGGAAAUAUUAAAGAAAAUGUGAUCAAAAAACAUUGGAGUAAAAUCUACGGCGAAUCAGAAUGGCCAAAAUUGAAGAAAUGUUUGGUGAAACAGGAGACAGCUGGCCAAACUUGUCUAGGACUUCUUAAUUGUCAAUUCACAACCAGUGGAAUCCCAGAAAACGCUUUUAUGGUGGAGUAAAAAUCAGACAAUUUGUAAUUAAUGAACAUUGUAGUUGUUUAUGAUUAAAAUUAAUAUGUAAUUAAUAAUAUUACAGUAAUAGUAAAAUAAUUAAUAAAAUUUA